Messenger RNA from Seriola aureovittata, 10071 nucleotides. RefSeq names its product centrosomal protein 170Bb (gene cep170bb). Gene Ontology annotation, molecular function: protein binding. NCBI's taxonomy places the organism in Eukaryota, Metazoa, Chordata, Actinopteri, Carangiformes, Carangidae. The record is from RefSeq and is a predicted model, not a curated record. The transcript is spliced from 20 exons. The coding region runs from base 562 to 5745 and encodes 1727 amino acids.
ACCGGUCUGAAGACACUGGUCCAGACCUGGUCCAGACUCAGACUGUUUUUCAGUCUAGGCUGGAUGACGGACCAGGACCUCAGGGGCCAAAAGGCUUCAUGUCCACAGUAGCCUCACCACCACCUGGAACCAGUUUCCCGCCACCUCUCUGGUCUCCCGCUUUAUUAGGAACAGAACAUUGUCAGGUGUGCAGUGAUUCAGACAUCUGGGACCAGUCAGAUUUUAUCAUAAGGCUUUUAUUUUGAAGGCUCCGGUGGCGCUCUUCCUGUGUCGUGGUCGUUAACGCGGUGCGUCUUGACGCAGCGGGUGGCAGCUGGUGCGUCAGGAGGAGACGGUCAGAGAGAGAUGCCAUAGCAGCAUCACCGGGAGGAUUUCAUCUAGUCUUGGUCCGAUCCGGUCUGAACCCGUCCGGACCGGCUCCGCUCCGCUCCGGGACGCCUCUCAUGCUUUGUCCGCCUCGCAGCGCGUCAGUCCGGGUUUUAAUCGGCGGAGAACAGCGGCGGAGCGGCGGCAGCAUCUGGAGCAGAGGAUGCUCUGUGGUUUCCCAGCAGGCCUGUUAAGAUGAGUGUGACAUCAUGGUUCCUGGUGAGCAGCUCAGGCACUCGACACCGCCUCCCAAAAGAGAUGAUCUUUGUGGGCCGAGAGGACUGUGAGCUCAUGCUGCAGUCCCGCAGCGUGGACAAACAACAUGCUGUCAUCAACUACAACCCAACUACUGACGAACACCUGGUCAAAGACCUGGGCAGCCUGAACGGGACAUUUGUGAACGACCUGAGGAUUCCUGAUCAGACCUACAUCACCCUCAAACUGUCCGACAUCAUCCGCUUCGGAUACGAUUCUCAUGUCUACGUUCUGGAGAAGAGUCAACACAAAGUCCCAGAGGAGGCUCUGAAGCAUGAGAAGUACAGCAGUCAGCUGCAGAUGAGCUUGAAGGUUUCAGAGAAGAAGACGGAGCUGGAAGAUCGAAGCAGAGCGGAGAAGAGUCAGAGCAAGAGCCUGACACAAGAGGCUCCGGUGUGUCGGCCCACUCCUCUGUACGGUCAGCCGUCCUGGUGGGGAGAGGAGGAUUAUGGGAGUAAAGUUCAGACCAGCGAUGAGCCACAUCCAGACGGUCACAAAGACGCGCCGUCUGUGGACCCGGACUUUCCCGGAUCCGUGUCAGACCCCCAACCAAAGACCAUCUUCCCCUCAUACCACCGUGAACCCAGCUACUUUGAGAUCCCCACCAAGGACUUCCAGCACCCCAAAACCUCGGGGACGGAGCUCCACGAGAUCCCCACCAAGGACACUGACGCGGCCCCGACUCCGCCCACCUCGACCCCGCCUGUCGUUCAGAGCCACGCCUCCUUCACCAUCGAGUUCGACGACUGCAUGCCCGGUAAGAUCAAGAUCAAAGAUCACGUCACCAAGUUCUCCACCCGUCAGAGGAAACAGCAGCAGGCUCCGCCAUCUAAGACGACCAUCACGGCCACACCUGCAGAGGUGAUGUCGGCAGAGAGCAAGGUGGCUGAUUGGCUGGUGCACAGUGAUGUCAGCAUGAUGAGGAGACGUCCGAUGUGUGAAGACGUUUACAGCACCAAGAGCGACCUCGCCAUGAACAUCAAGACCCUCAAAGGUCACCAUCAUGAGGAUGGAACCCAGAGUGACUCUGAGGACCCGGUUCUUAAAGGGAGGAGUAAAUCCCACCACUCAGUCCACUCUCACCACUCCGUCCAAUCAGAGCAGUCAGAGGCGUCCCAGCAGACCGUCCAGUCAGGUCAAUCUGUCCACUGUCAGCCACCUGCCCCGACACAGAAACUCCACCAGCCACUGCAGUACUCUCCGCCCAGACCAGCCCCACCUUCACCUGUGGCCCCUGAGCGGCCCCUGUCCCAGAGCCCUCCUCAGGCUCCAUCUCCCACUAUAGAGACGCCCAAGCAGGGGCCCCCGGAGCACCUCACCCAGCAGGCCUUCAUCAUCGAGUUCUUCGAUGACAACCCGCGUAAAAAGCGCUCACAGUCCUUCACCCACAACCCCGCCCAUGCUGACUCGUACUCCGCCCUUAAGGCCAAGCUGGAGCGGCGGAAAGGCGGCGAGAGGCCGGCAUCCGUGCACGGCCAUAUCCCUCCCACCCAGCAGGUGACGGUCCCUCUGAAAGGACAGAGUCACGGUGGACCCCAGAGAUCAAGCUCUCUGAAGAGGGAGAAAACAGAGGGGGAGGCGGCCUCGUUAAGUUCCUCCUCUCGCUCGUCCUCGGGCAUCGUCAUCAGACCCUUCGGCAGCGUCGGGAAGAAGUCCAAACUCGCCCAGGAGUUUGCAGCUGAAUUCCUGAAGGAUUCGAGUCAACAGGAUUCCUCCCCAACCAGGGACAAGAUGUCACCUCCACCAAUGUCUGCGCCACCGGUGAUGGUGUCGCCUGCUCAUGCAAGGAUUCCUUCCCCACAAGAACCCCCAGCACUGUCUUCAGUCUCCUACCCAUCCUCACCCUUUCAGCCUCCAGCAAUCUCAAAGUCCUCCAUCCCCACCAAUGCUGGACAGACUUCCUCUCCGGCCCACUCCUCUGGACCUCACUCGUCCUCCAUGCUGCCUCUGGGCGUCCGAGCAGGAGACAUGAAAGGUUCCCAGAGGACGGUGAGGAAUGAGGAGGACGACAGUCUAAGUGACGCCGGGACCUACACCAUUGAGACGGAGUCGCAGGACAAAGAGGUGGAGGAGGCUCGCAACAUGAUCGAUCAGGUGUUUGGUGUCCUCGACUCUCCAGAGUACAGUGGUGUGAACACAGGAGUCUAUAGACCUGUAAUAAAUGAUGGCAAGGAUGAGCAAGCUAACCUGCCUAGUGAUGGUAGCACUGUGGACCCGUUGCAUGGCUUUAUCCCAGCUGCUAUCAGCGGCCCCCCAACAGGCCCCAUACAGGUUCCAGCUGCUAUUGCAGCAGGUCUGGAAGGACCCAAGUGGGUUUCCCGUUGGGCCAGUCUGGCAGACAGCUAUGCUGAAUCUGGUUCCACUCCACCUCAAGGGGAAUGUCUAGAAGAUUUGCGCUUCAUGAGCCGCUCGAUGGGAAGUUACAGUUACGACAACUCUGAGUCCGAGUCCAGCCACAGCUCCAGGACGAGACGGCUGCUGCCCCAGGUGCCUCCAGACAAGCUGGAUAGUGUCGCCCCGAGUAUCCUGAUUCGCCAUGAAUCUUACCAAGGCCAGGAACCUCUGGACAGAGUCUCUGGUCCUCCACGCCCACAGGACUCCACCCAGCGCCUUUCCGUUCAGGAUGAUGUGGACCCAGACAGCCUGAGUGAUGCCAGCCGCUCAGAUGAUGGACCUGUUUUAGAGAAAACAAAGAAGAAUCAGGCCAGGACCGGAGCCAUGUCUCCAGGUGCCCCUGGUUCUCAGUUUAAAGGUCAGGAGAAGGUGUCUCCAUCCACCAAAUCCACCUCCUUCUACAUCGGUUCUGAAGACCAUCCAGGCAAAUCUGACCAGGCUCAAAGCCCGUUACAGCCUGAGAGGACACAAGAACCCCCUGCAAAAACUCCGCCUACCACAGUCUUGAUCCGACACCUGAGUGGACAUGAACCCAGGAGGACAGGUGUGAAACCCAACAGCUCCGCUCCAAACCUCCAAGCACAGGACAAGGACUCUGUCCCAACUAAAGACGGCUGCAUGUCAUCGUUUGUCCGGCAGGAGAGCUUCACCAAAGACCAGCCCAGUGACACUGUCCAGAUGAAGAAACUUCCCCACAUCUCCAGCCACCCAUCCAUCAGAGACCUGGAGCAGAGGAGGGAGAACAUCCAGGACACGCAGUCCUUCCUUCAGGAGGCCGAGGGAACUCUGUCCUCUCUGGAUACCAAGUUCCCCUCGUCUGGUUCAGGUCGCAGCUCUAAGAAAGGGGGCUCCUCCAGCCACGUGGACGACUCCCUAUCGGGAGAGUCAGAUGUGGACACAGCAAGCACUGUGAGCCAAGUGAGUAGCAAAAAUGCUCCAGUGAGCUCUGCCUCUAAAAAGCGUCCCACAAUCAGCAGCCUUCAGAAGGAGAAGUCCUCCUCCAGCCCAUCCAUCCAAGAGAAAGGACGGCAGCUCACCGCCCGCGAACGGCUGUCUGAGAAACGCCGAAGCCAGGCGACUACUGAUACAUCAACUAAGGCAGAGGCAGCGAAGCGCUUCCAGAUGCGCCGCAGCGCAGGGAACCGUGGUUCUCUGGAUCUGUCUGAGGGCCAGCAGGGUUCUGGUCCACACUGGACUGAAACUACAUCAUCUGACCAUGAAACUUCCCGUCCAUCCAGCCGCAGCAAGAAACUGAUCGCCCCCCUUCAGAAAGAAGACAAUGGAAAGAUGUCUAAGACGGCAACUCAGCAGGUCCUGACACGUUCCAACAGUCUGUCAGCACCACGGCCAACCCGAGCAUCCAUGCUUCGUCGAGCACGACUGGGCGAGGCCUCAGACAAUGAAGGUGCUGAGACUGACCGGGCAUCCCAGAAUUCUGACAAUAUCACUACACCGGCCAAAGUUUCCGCCGAGGGGAAGAAGCUGUCCAGGCUGGACAUUUUAGCGAUGCCAAGAAAGAGGACCGGCUCCUUCACAGCUCCCAGUGACAACGAGACAUCCUCCACAGGUCGGUCCGGGUUUUCCAAUCGGAACUCCGAGUCCGUUGCCACCACCAGGAAGACAUCGGUGGGCGACGCCCGGCAGGCAGCUAGCAAAGGGAGUGGAGCUUCGGGGAAGCAACCACUGACCCGUACCCGGUCCAGUGGAGCCAAGUACCCCAGCACUGGUUCCCGCCGCAGACAGAAGGGCUCAGACUUCUCCUCUUCCUCGGAGGAAGAAUACGAAACCACUGCCGGUACUCCUAAAGCCAAACGCUCCUCCCAUCCCUCCACCUCCACUCAGACUCCCCGCGGCCACCGGACGGCUGCUGCUAGAUCCAAAUCUGUGUCCCUGGAGACGGAGGAGGACGAAGACCAGAACGAGGUUGACCCCUACCAGAACUGGUCCACGCACAGCGCAGAGAUCGCCAAGCUCAGUCAGGACCUGGCCAAAGACCUGGCCAUCCUGGCCAAGGAAAUCCACGACGUCGCCGGGGACGGAGACUCGCUGAGCUCUGGCAUGGGCACCACCACCUCACCCAGCUCGCUGCCCAACACGCCGGCCUCCACCAUCUCCGCCAGGGAGGAGAUGCCAUCUUAUCCAUACUUACGUGGGGUUCGACCAUCUCAGCUGGUACAACAUAUCCCCGAGGCCAGUUUAAACUACCAGAAGGUUCCUCCAGGUUCUGCUGCCGUCUCGGACCUGGAUGCAAACAUGAAUGAGCCGGAGCCCGGUUCUAAGCAGCGCCGUCCGUGGAACCGCGAAGAGGUGAUUCUGGAUAACCUGAUGCUGAACCCGGUGUCUCAGCUGUCUCAGGCCAUCCGGGAGAACACGGAGCAGCUGGCUGAGAAAAUGAAGGUUCUGUUCCAGAACAAGGCCGAGGUCUGGGAGGAGAUUGAAGCGAAGAUCAAUGCUGAGAACGAAGUCCCCAUCCUGAAAACCUCGAACAAGGAAAUUACCUCCAUUUUGAAAGAGCUGAGGAGAGUCCAGAGGCAACUGGAAGUAAUAAACACUAUCGUGGAGCCUGGUGGGAGUCUUCAGACUGCAGCCGUUGGGACGUCAUCUCUGGAUCAGACGCGACCGACCUCGAGGGAGAAGAAACCCACCUCCAAACCCCGUGGCGCCCCCCCAGCCUCCAACGCCAAUGAAAGCACCAAACGACCACCUCGUGGACCCGACGGGGGCCACUAAAUGGCCUGAGCAGGCCAACGUAGCACCUCUGGAUAGUGACUGUGCAUCCACACCCUCAGCUGCCUCUUUGAUGAUCCACUUUCUGUAGCCCCUGGAGAGGCGUAGUUCUGCAGAGGUAGUCUAGAUCAGCUGGCAGCCAUGUUAGGAGAUGUAGCUGAACACAGACGUCAACUUAUUGUGUUGUUAGCUUGAAUGUGGCAACAGAAGUAAUUUGUCUUCGGCCUCAAGUCAUCAGCUGACGAUUGUCGUUGGGUUGUAGCUCCUGGAGAAGGUCUGAACAUGAGCUGUGUCCAUUUUCAGGAGGCCACCUCCUACAGAGUCCACAAAGACCAAGUCUCAGACAAACAUGGUCCAAACCUGCUUCUAUUCGGAGGACUCCAGGUCCGACAUCUGAGGUGGGGGGAGGAGGCCACUGAGUCUUCACACUGUAAAAUGAUAAAGGAUGAUUUCAGUCAGACAGGGUUAAGUCGUGGGUCAGUCGAUGUCUGAUCUGGUCUCGUGGUGAAUCAGCUGACCACGAACCUGCAGCUCACUGUUUCACUGAUUUCUUAGUCUUUUUAUAUUUUAUAAUCGUUCCCGCUCUUUUCUAUCCUAUCACUCAUUAGCUGUGUCCCAGUUCAGGGACCCCUUCCUUCAAAGGAUGUGGUCUACGAAGGCAUGGCCUCCAAACAGGAUUUCCUGUUCAUCCUCAGCUGCUGUUUUAUUUGUGGAGUCUUCUUCUCUUUUUGAAGAAUGAUUCGUCACUGCUGUGCAAUGAAUCUUGGGAUAGGUUGGACCAUGAAACAAAGGACACUCUGAACUGAGACACAGCUGAUGUGUCUGUCUCUGCUUUGUGUCAAUAACCACAACAUUUACAACAACUUGCAAACCUUUGUGUCAAGUUUUAUUGUGGUCUUAGAGACGAGGAUCAUGUCCUCCACUGUCCUCACCUGGUGAAGACCUAAACAUCUGGAUCACCUGUUGUCCCCAAACCCCUGACAGGUGUUCUACUUGUGUCCUAUAGAAACUGAACACGGCUGAACUUCACCCUCAGACUGACUGACCUUGUGUCUUUGUGGACAAUGUCAUCUGAAGGAGACGGCCUCAGAAUGGGACGCAGGUUAGCUGCAGAGAUUGACUGAUGAAACCUUCAUGUCAUCUUGGUGGAGUCUAUCACCUGGACACAUUGUGCAGGUCUUGAUUUUGACCAGUGUGGUGUUUAAUUAGUCUCAAAACUAAAAGCAUAUAAAAACUGCGAGCGCACUGUCCAUCGAGAGCAUGGAGCCGUGAUGAGCGCAAUGUUUCAACACUCGCGAAGGAGGAUAGGGAGAAGGAGAAGGAAGAGACGAAGGAGGAGAAGAAGCCUCUCAUGUACUGUGGCUCGCUGAGCAGAGAUCGCUCCUUUGCGACAUAGGUUUCCCGCCCCGGGAUCUGUUCAGUGCGUUCGCAUCACACAAACAUGUUUUUAAGCGCAUGACUUUUGCGACUAAUAAAACGCCAUUGACCAGGAGACGGUUUGUGUCACCUGAGCAGGAGUCUGUCGUUCAGGUGACUCAUCCAGAUGUCGUAUUGUAAAGCACAGUAUUUUUAACCCUUAUCUGACCGAUGCUACGGUCACACAGCUGCCGGUUUACAGCAGCUGGAGGAAACUGCUGGCGGUGUGGAUGCAUCUGAACCAUCCAAACCUCAUUGUAUCCAGUCAUCAGUCAGUAAGACGUAUAUAACCCUGUAGAACAAGCUCAACAACAUUUAGUCGACGCUAAAAAAAGAAGCAGCUGCUUACUCCGCAGUUCAAAUGUAAACUGAUCAACUUUGUGCUUCGAGAAUCUGUCACGUUGCAUAUGAACAGAUGAUCGCUCGUGUCCGUUUUUUUGUCUGUGUUCAUGAAGAGACGUCAGGCGGUCCGACACGCCUCGGCCUCAGACACAAAACAGCUGCUCCACUCGUCUGUAAAGAGAGGAUGUUUGACUGAAUGUGUUUGCUGCCUGUCCUCUCUCUGUUUCUGCUGUGAUUACUGUCCAACUUUAGCUGAAUGUUGUGAGUGCUGAAUGUCAAAUGUCUGUUGACCUCAAAAACAGCUGAUCCAACAUGAGACGUCCUGCUGGUCCUUAAACGCAUCGCCUCUCUGAGUCACAGUAAAACUGGACAAUCUGCUCUCAUACUAUAGGAAUAAUGUAACCAACCUGUUCUUGAUCGGUCGAGACAACUUCGUUAACUUGAGAACAAGUGUAGCUUUUGUUUCAGUUAAUGUCAGAUGAUUAAAACAGGAUUAAAUUCUCCACAGAAAAGUCGUUCUCAGUCAUCACGACUUCAAGGUAAAAGGUUCUGUGUUUGUCUCCAGAACAGAUGAAGAGUCUCUGCUGACCAUCAGUGGUGUGAUUCUGCGAGUGUGAUUGGUCCAAAGGUCAGAGGUCUGACUGUAGAAAUUACAUGUAAGACCAUUACCUACAUUACUGUCUUUUUCCAGAGCUUUCAGCCACAUCCCACAGUCUUCACAGAGGGUUAUUGUCUGAUGACCCACCUGUUGUGACUGUGAGCUGCAGCUGACUGUAGACUCCUCUUUAAACCUGUUAAAUUCAGUUGAUCUGUUUUAGGCUCCGUCCACACGACUAAGUUUUCAUCUUCAAACUAAAAUGAUCUCCAUCCAGACUAUCACACCUGAAAACUCACAUACACGAGUGUUCACCUGCACUGAGCAUGUGCAAGGCGGUGUAAACAGGAAGUAGAUUGUAUCCUCUGCAGUUGUAGCAUUAAAACAGAGAAUGUAAGUGAACAGCAGCUGCUGCAAAGACAACAAGGUCAGUAACACUGUCAUUCAUCAUCAUGUUGUAUUUACCACUGGUAGUCCAGGCUGAUGACAGCCAAUCAGGAGAGACCAUUGGUGUGACCUCAUCAUUUACAAAGGUCCCACUUUCUGUCCAGAAUACAAUACAACCCCGAGUUUUCAAACUAAAACACAACCCCAGAGUUUUCAAAAUAAAACACAACCCCAAAGUUGUCAAAAUAAAACGCAACCCCAGAGUUUUCAAAAUAAAACGCAACCCCAGAGUUUUCAGAAUAAAACACAACCCCAGAGUUUUCAGAAUAAAACACAACCCCAGAGUUUUCAGAAUAAAACAACAGCAGAAGUUUCAAAACUUUCAAAAUUAAACAACUCCAGGAAAGCUUCUGUUUUCGAUGUUGAAAACUCUGGAGUCGUGUGAACGGAGGAGGAAACAUAGAAGAAUAGAUGAGUUUUAAAAUGAAAGCACUGUGGACGUCGCCUUAGAAAAGUGCUCUAUGAAUAAAGAAUUUACAUCUUUACCAUCUGCUUAGCAGAGGCGGAGGUCGAGGUGAGACACCUGUGUAGAGUGUGUGUGUGUGUGUGUGUGUGUGUUUGUUCCUUCCUCCAUGUGUUGAAGCAGCUGGGCCUCAGUGUAGAGACGCUGUACAGAUGUAAGUAGAAACAGCAGCUGAGUGAAGUCCUGCUGAUGAGCAGUGUGUGUUUAGCUUAGCUUAGCACAAAGACUGGGAGCAGAGGGAAACUGUUAGCCUAGCUGCUGGUUAUUGUUGAUUGGUGUCAUCACUGGAUCACUGAGCUGUGACCAUGAAACAGUUAAUGAGCUGUGUGAACACUGAGCAGGUCUGUUCAGGUGCCUUGUAGCUGAUGCCCUCAGUGUUGUUUGACAGGCACAGUUGUCCUCUCUGUGGCUCUCUCCUCUGUUCUGUGAUGGAGCUAGGAUAACGUUUCUCCCUGCUUCAGUCUUUGUGCUAAGCUAGGCUAACUGGACUCGGGAGGAUUUCACUCAACUGUGUUUGGCUGGAGAAACAGAAUAUUUUAGACUUUUAUUUUGUAAAGUGCAUGUUUCCUGUAGCUUGAGGCAGGUGAGAGUUUGAGGCUAGUUCACCAAAUGUGCACUUUUUCAUUUGACACACACCUGGUGGAGACAGGUGGAGUUUUAUUUUUUCAGUCAUGGUGUGUUCGUGCUCUGCAGCCAUUGAGAAUGUAUUUAUUUAUCACCUGCCCACAACAAACCUGAUUGGCUGUUGCUGUGAUGAUGUAACUGCUGCUGCUCCAGGUGAUUGGUUACUUUUGUUACCAUGCAUGAAGCUGUAGAAACAGGCUGAAUAGACCGUGGUUCAUAUUUACUCUGGAUGUUUCCUUUUCUCAGAAAAAAACUUUUUUAUGCAUUCAAUCGUGUGAAGGUCCUUUCAGAAUAAAACCUUCCUGUUAUUUAUUCAGUUCAAAUGAUUUGCAGAUAUAUGGACUCUCAUGUGUUCAUCAUCAACAGGAUUUCUUUGUAUCACCAUGUCAUUUGUAAUAAACUGAUUUCAUGCAUCCUUUUGUAUGAUGUCAUAAUGACCAGC